Molecule: messenger RNA, 3496 nt
Organism: Oncorhynchus tshawytscha (Chinook salmon)
Lineage: Eukaryota; Metazoa; Chordata; Actinopteri; Salmoniformes; Salmonidae
Gene: sec16b
Product: SEC16 homolog B, endoplasmic reticulum export factor
Exons: 25
Coding region: 239-3364 (1041 amino acids)
Biological process (GO): Golgi organization; COPII vesicle coat assembly; autophagy
Cellular component (GO): endoplasmic reticulum exit site; ER to Golgi transport vesicle membrane
Source: RefSeq, a predicted model, not a curated record
CGGCCCGGGGUUCAACGCAACGUGGCAUGUCCAGACAUCCAAAUAAAAUGAAAAAUGUAAACAUGGAAAUGGAUACAGUUAUCUUUCACAGACACAAAAUAUCGCAAAUGAUAGAUAUAGAGACAUGAUUGAAAUUAUGUGGCAGAUGAACUUUGACUGCGACUGGCUGGGUGGAAGCGCUUUGAACAGAUGUGAACUGUACUGAAGCAUUCUCCUCUCAACAUAAAGAGUGGUCAUCAUGGACCCCAGAAGUCCCCACUGGACCGAGCCAGGCCCUGGUCGUCACCCACAGAGACCCAGGGAGAGAGAGGACUACCAUAGGCCUGCUCACCCUCACCAGGGGACUGGACCUGGGCACUACCCACCACCACCGGACCCCAGGGAGAGAGAGGACUACCAUAGGCCUGCUCACCCUCACCAGGGGACUGGACCCGGGCACUACCCACCACCACCGGACCCCAGGGAGAGAGAGGACUACCAUAGGCCUGCUCAACCUCACCAGGGGACUGGACCCGGGCACUACCCACCACCACCAAAUGUUGGGGACGCUAUCACUGGGCACUACCCACCACCACCGGACCCCUGGGAGAGGGAGAGGCAGUGGUCCCACCAGGACCCUCGCUACAGGGUCUACCUCACCAGCCCUCCCCCUUCCAGACCACCUCUAGAGUUCUCUCUCAGCUCUUACAGCACUCCCCACUCCAGAACAGCUUACGACAGACCCCAUUCCACGAUGAGUUACAUCAGACCAGAGCCACAACACUCCAGACCCCACUCAAGGCAAGCAUAUGACUACCCACCCCAGAUUCACUGGGACCAUAGUCAGGACUAUGGCUACUAUGACCAGGGCUAUUACAAAGGACAUUACCCAGAUGCAGGUCAAUGGCCUCCCCAGGAACAGUGGAGAUCUGACCAGUAUCAGGAGAGGAGAUAUGAGCAGGACCAGACUGGCAGUGGCUACCCAGAACAACAAAGGUAUGACCAGCGAAGAGCGAGCUCUCAGCAUGACUUCAGAGGCUCUGAUGAAGAUCGUUCUAAAGAGAAUGGGGAUGCUGGUAGAGAUGACUGCUCUUAUGCCGAAGGGGCUCUGGCCAUCUCCAAGGCCUCAGGCUUGUCCUCCAGUAGCUAUGAGUUGAGCCAGUACAUCAACGGUGCUGAACAGACUGACCCUGCCCCACAAACCACCUGGAGCACAGCAGACACAGAGUAUGCAGCUAUUCCCCAGGUGACUGCCCCUCUGAAAUACACUUUGCCUCAUGCUCUGGCCAGCUUUGGUCCAGCCGGACAGUUGAUCCGGGUCAGUCCUGGUCUGGCCAUGCAGGGAGACCCAGGGAAAGUGGAACUACACAGUCUCGAGAUCAUUCUGGGGGAAACACAGGAGCAGCAGGACAUGAGAGAAUUUCCUGGGCCACUGGCUAGGGAAGACCUGCACAAAGUAGAUGCCAUCUCUUUUGCCCACCAGAAGGCAGAAGCCUGCAUGAAAGAUGAAAAGCUACAAGACAAGGGCUCUGCCGCCCUCCUUUGGAAUCUACUGGUACUGCUGUGCAGACAGAAUGGACGUAUCGUUGGUUCAGACAUAGCAGAGCUGCUGAUGAGGAACUCUCAGGGCCAUGGUGGUUCAGGGGGAAGGGAAUCAGAGGCCCCUACACUCAUAGACCUGAGUGAGGGCCCCAGUCCUGAGACAGACCCCUUGGAUGGAGCAGAUCUGUUGACAGGGACAGCCACUAGUGUUGGUACGGCUGAGUCCACAGAGAAGGACAUGCAGGGAUACACCAAGCUUCUCCUGGCUGGACGGAAGAAGGAGGCCCUCGAGUCGGCCAUGAAGAGUGGACUGUGGGGCCACGCCCUGUUCCUGGCCAGCAAGAUGGACAACAGGUCCUAUACCACUGUGUUGAACAGGUUUACAGGCCAGCUAGCUCCCAACGACCCCCUACAGACCCUGUUUCAAAUGCUCUCUGGAAGGAUCCCUGCUGUUUCCACGUGUUGUGGAAGUGACAAAUGGAGAGACUGGGAGCCUCACCUGGCCGUCAUGCUGUCCAAUGAGACGGGAGAUCCAAUCGGGCACCAGAAGAGCAUCAUUACCAUGGGAGACACGCUAGCCUCCAGAGGGCUGUUACAUGCUGCUCAUAUCUGCUAUCUGACAGCUUACGCUCCUUUUGGCGUCUACACAGCCAAGACCGAAAGACUGGUGCUUCUGGGCAACUGCAACAGUAUGCCAUUCAAAGAGUUUGCUCAGAAUUCUGCCAUUCGGUGCACAGAGUUAUUCGAGUACUGCCAGAGACUUGGAGAUAAAUUCUUCUGUAUCCCCCCCUUCCAGGUGUAUAAGUUCCUGUAUGCGUGUCGUCUGCUGGAUGCUGGGCUGGCAUCCCAGGCCUUCCACUACUGUGAGGUGAUAGGGAUGUCUUUACUCAGACUGCAGGAGCCCAGCAUGGUGCUGCUGGGGGAGCUUAUCAAGCUGGCAGAGCGGCUGAAGCAGUGUGAGGGAAUGGGACAGCUCAGUGACACAGCUGACAACAGGCCUGGACAGGAGCCUGACUGGCUACAGCAGCUGAGAUACAGACAGCAGGGCAUACAGAUGGGGAGCAGUGGUUGUAGUGAUGCAUACCAGUCACCAGCAGACAGGAGUCCAUUGGCCCAUGAGGAGAGCAGAGUGUAUUCAGAAUCAGACACCAGUGACCUUUCUGCAAGGGGAGAUGACCAGGGACUGGAUGCUAAAUUCCUCUCCUACAAAGCAGCAGAAGAGCAACAACAACAGCACGUGCAGGCACAGCAGAUCAACACCCAGCCUCUGCUGCCGGUCAUGGCUUCUAACACUCAGCCUGCAGUGCCACUUGUGGUGGGAGGACAGGACCACAGUUACCACUACACAGACACUGCCCAGCCUCCGCCUCAGCAUCCUACACUGGACUGUCCUCCUUCAGCAGAGGAAGGGGCUGAUCCUUCUGCUGGCCCAGGCAUGUUAGGGGUCCAAGUGAAUGCUGGCAUGAUGCCGUUGGCAGAGUAUGGUCAGCAGUAUGGUCAGCACUACGGCCAGGAGAAUGAUUAUGGAGAUCAGCAGGCAUGGCAGCAGGGAGGGCACCAGGCCACCAUCACGCAGGAGGGCAAGGCCUCAGAGCCGGACAAAAUCCAACCAAAACAGAGCAUCAAGUCAGGGUGGUUUAGCGGCUGGUUCAAACACAAACCCAAAGAGGAGCAAAGUAAGGCGUCUCAGGAUGCAGACUCAGCUGACCCAGUUCCCACUAUGGAGACGCCGCCCACUUCCCUAUUUUCUUUCCCUCCCACUACCAACAUCCCUGCAGCCAAUUUUCCUACCCAGCCUGCAUCUACUGGUAUCAACGCCUUUUCUCGGAAAGUGGGUGAAUAACAGGCCGGAAUGCAUUGGACAACACAUAGACUAACGUUUUUCUGUAUUUCUGCAACCACCCACCAUACAUCAUAUACCUGUACACCUGUACACAUACACAAAUCAUUCAUGAUAAUAAAAUAUUUGUGGUGA